GGGGUCUAGUGAGUAUGUUAAGAUUUUAAAUAUCAAAAAUGGCCUGCUCUCCGAGGCACACCCUACCUAUGAGACAGUUCCAGUGAUUAAGGUGAUGUGUUUAACUAUCUCUUGAUUGCACAGCCAGUGAAAGGUGAAGUGCCGGAUUGGGCUGUUCCAUUACAUGCAAUGCCACGUUCCUGUUUUUUUUUUGUUUCCAACAAGCCAAUGGAAUCUCCCUGGCGAUUGCUGCUUUGCUUGUCACAUGGUCUGAUCUGUAGGCAGGUAAAUGAGGACAGAAAGCAGCCAUCGCUUUUCCCCAUGUCAGAGUGAAAGAGACCAGCUUUGUCAGUUUCGCCUCGUGAAUGAGCAAGUCCACCAACACGUUAGGACCAGGUAGACUUCGAAGAGACACUUUGGCUCUUUGAGAGAGAGGGAAAAGAGACUUUCUUAUCUUCCCUUCCCUUUUUGUAAAAAAAAAUCUUUCUUUAAGACCGGUAGAGGUGAUCACUGGAAAGGUGAACACUUUUUUUCUCCUUGUGUUUUAAGCUUUGCUUGUUGUAGCUCUCCGUCAUGACGGCUUCGCACGAUUCUCUGGUGGUUUUGUCUGGGGCAACAGCUGGUGCAAAUGGGGCUAAACUUGGUUCGGAUGAAAGGGAACUAGUUCUCUUGGUGUGGCAAGUUGUGGAUCUACACAACAAGAAGGUGGGAGAAGUCCACAAAGUGCUGGUGAAAGCCGACAGCCUAGAGUUGAGCGAGCAAUGUAAAGGGGAGAUUGGCGUUAGUGUGGAAAUCAAUGAUUUUGACAAUUUGACAUUCUGUCAUUACUUGCCAACACCCCAGCCACAGACACUGGACCUGCCAAAUAAGCAAACUUUGGGAGUGUUCAGCCAGGUUUUGUCCAGUGAAUUGAAAGCACUUGGGAGGAGUUCUUAUUGUCUUUGUACUGAUGGCCAAUUACUCAUUCGCCAGGUUCUACACCCAGAAGCAUCCAAAAAGAAUUUGGUGCUUCCUGACUGUUUCUACUCGUUUUAUGACCUGCAGAAGGAAUUUCACAAAUGUUGUCCAAAUGCAGCCUCCAUAAACUCCAACAGUUCAAUGGCAGAAUACUUGGAAUUAAGCACAGAUAAUACAGCCAAUGAAUAUGGUGUGUUUGAAGUUAUUACCAUGGGUGCAGUUAUUUUAAGCUUAAUAAGCGAACCUUACAAUUAUGUGUUCAAAAACUUUGAAACUGUCAAGUACAAGUUUGAAACGGGUCCGUGUAGCAAAGCUGAAGGAGUGAAUGGUGAAACUGUCAUUAGGGCCAGAGGUCUACCAUGGCAAUCAUCUGACCAAGAUAUUGCAAGAUUUUUUAAAGGACUAAACAUAGCCAAAGGUGGAGUGGCACUGUGCCUCAAUUCCCAAGGAAGAAGAAAUGGUGAAGCACUUGUCAGGUUCAUCAAUCCUGAACAUCGGGACCUUGCGCUUGAGAGGCACAAACACCACAUGGGGAGUAGAUACAUUGAGGUGUACAAGGCUACUGGAGAAGAAUUCUUAAAAAUUGCCGGAGGUACUUCGAAUGAAGUCGCCCAAUUCUUGUCAAAGGAGAACCAAGUUAUAAUACGAAUGCGUGGACUACCUUUCACAGCCACGGUCGAUGAUGUCCUGGGCUUCUUUGGAAAUGAGUGUCCUGUUACAGGUGGCAAGGAAGGACUCCUCUUUGUUAAAUACCCCGAUGGAAGACCGACUGGGGAUGCGUUUGUGUUGUUUGCCUGUGAAGAAUUUGCACAAAAUGCACUUAAAAAACAUAAGGAGAUAUUGGGGAAGCGUUACAUUGAACUAUUCAGGAGUACUGCAGCAGAAGUACAGCAGGUAUUAAAUAGGUAUAUGUCGACACCACUAAUUUCGACACUCCCAGCUCCUAUCAUCCCAGUGAUACCUCAGCCAUUCAUUGCCACUGGACAUACGAGAGAUUGUGUUCGUCUACGGGGCCUUCCCUAUACAGCAACCAUUGAAGAUAUUCUGGACUUCAUGGGAGAAUUUACAAUUGAUAUAAAACCUCAUGGAGUUCACAUGGUACUAAAUCAACAGGGCCGGCCCUCGGGUGAUGCCUUUAUUCAGAUGAAGUCUGCAGACCGUGCUUUCUUGGUUGCGCAGAAAUGUCACAAAAAGACUAUGAAGGACAGAUAUGUGGAAGUGUUUCAGUGUUCUGGAGAUGAAAUGAGCUAUGUUUUAAUGGGUGGCACUUUAAAUCGUAGUGGCUUGUCUCCGCCACCAUGUAAGUUACCAUGCCUCUCUCCGCCCACGUACCCAACAUUCUCACCUGGUACUGCUGUAAUACCGGCUGAAGCAGCGCUUUAUCAACCCCAAGCCCUUCUGGCUCCAACACGGACAGCACCACCGCCACCUGCAGUCGCCUAUUAUCCUGCUCAGGCAACCGCCACUCAGCUUUACAUGAACUACACAACCUACUAUCCAAGCCCUCCCGUGUCUCCAACUACAGUAGGAUACUUUGCAGCUCCCCAGGCAGCCAUGGCUGCUGCUGCUGCAGCCACAUCUGCAACGCAUGCUGUGAUACCACAACCUGGAGCACUUGUUCGCAUGCAGGGUCUGCCUUACAACAUUGCAACAAAAGACAUCCUUAGCUUCUUCCAGGGAUAUCAGCUUCCUGCAGACGCAAUCUUAGUUCUGUAUAACUUUGCUGGCCAGCCCAGUGGAGAAGCUUUGGUGACUUUCCCAACCAUUGAGAUGGCUACACGAGCAGUGUCAGAAAAGAAUGGGCAACUUAUUGGUCAUGAGUGUGUAAACCUCCAAUUGGUGUAAGACUUGCACAAUGACUCACCAGCCUUCAUACCCACGGGAAAGAGAUGAUCAUUCCUUUAUAUAUAUUUAAAAAAAGGAGUGUGGCCUUGUACAGAGCGUGACAAAAGAGGAAACUGCAUGUGUCGGACACCCCCUUGCUGCCAAAGGGUUGUGCACUAACUCAAAAGCCAUAAUAGACUGCAAUAUUCUGCAUCAACCUCUUUUUUUUGUUUUAAACUGCCAACUAGCAUUUCUGAUUUUGACUUUAUACUGAUGUGGAAAUGACUUACAAAACUUGACGAUGCUAACUGUGUAGUUAAGUUAUAUAUUUUAUUUAAACCUAGUAGCUUCAGAGCCACAUGUAGACUCGCCAUUCCUAACAUGCAUGCAGUGUUUAUGUUAAACUAUUUGUAUGAUACAAGAAUGCUGCUUAUAGGUAAUGCCUUUAAUGCAUGCAAUAGAAGUUUUUUGUAUAUGCCUAUAAGCUAUAAGGAUAUUUUUUUUACUCUUAAGAUGGCUAAGUGAUGAACUAUCUGCUGUUGGAGCACUAAAACUUGUUAUCCAUGAUUAUUUUCCCUGUGCCUUAAUGCAAAGUGCAAUAUCAGCAGAAAAAAAGUUUUGAAAAGGCCUCCUGUGAGGCUAAAAGAGUUGUAUGUACUUAGUUAAUAGAGCAAGUUUGAAACUUGCAACAGUAUAAAAUUGUAUGCUUUGUAUAGCCAAACAAUAAAAGUUUAAAGAUGCA
Molecule: messenger RNA, 3502 nt
Organism: Chiloscyllium plagiosum (whitespotted bambooshark)
Lineage: Eukaryota; Metazoa; Chordata; Chondrichthyes; Orectolobiformes; Hemiscylliidae
Source: RefSeq, a predicted model, not a curated record